Molecule: messenger RNA, 921 nt
Organism: Caenorhabditis angaria
Lineage: Eukaryota; Metazoa; Nematoda; Chromadorea; Rhabditida; Rhabditidae
Source: the annotation of a GenBank genome assembly
AUGUCUCGAAUACUUCUAAUUCUCCUCAACAUUUUAGUCUCGUCCUCAAGUUAUAUCGUAAUUUUUUGGGGGAGACCAGCUGACUAUACUGGAGUUACAACAAAUAGCGCUGAGAAUUAUACAGCGUGUUGUGAGGCAUGUGCAAAUCUGACAAAUUGUUCCGCUAUUUAUUUCUACCGUUCUUGCUAUCUCUACAAUUAUAGCGAUAUUUAUGCGAUCGAAAUUUUGAACAACACAAAAACCGAGAUAGCUGGUUUCCAAAAGUGGUGCAAUAAUUUCAUCUUGUCCAAGUAGAAUGAAAACAAUAUACUAUUCAAAAAACUAUACAUUCAGUUCAGAUGGAACAUUUUGGAAUAUAACCGGUCCAUGUCCAAGAGAUUGGUAUUUGUCAGCCAGAUCUGAUACUGAUUGGUGUAUGCAAGUUUUCGACGGCAAAGCAAUAAAUUAUUCAUCUUCUGUAACAUAUUGCAAGAUAAACUAUGCCGCAGUUUUAUCUGGAGUGAGUACAGCUAAGGAACGAACCUAUGUUCUUGACAACAGUCACAAACUCUAUACCGGAGCACAGAAAACUGUUAUAAUCGAUGGACUUUUAAACAACAAUUGCACAGUCUUAAUGUCUCAGAAAAAUAAAAAUGGAACUUGUAGUUGGCCGAAAUCAUACUUCUUCAAUGACAAAUACAUAACCAAUUAUGAAUUUUAUACAUUUUCAAAUGGAAAUCCUGAUGCGUAUUAUUCUAACGGAGAAUAUCAACAAGCUAUAAUUAUGUAUUCAUUUAAUGGACAGCCUCAAGAUGGAAUAUUUGACGACACGAUGUGAGUUGGGAUCGCUAGAAAAUGUUGAGAAGAUUUGAGUAUUUCAGGCUUUCAGCAAAUGCUGAAAUGUUGGUUUGUGGAAAGUUGGCGACAAUUGUUGGAGAAUAA